AUGUCAGCCGAUGAGAAACCACUACCAGCUGGAUGGGAGAAGCGCAUGAGUCGAACUAAUGAUCGCGAGUAUUACUUCAAUUCGGCGACUGGUCGCAGCCAAUGGGAGAGACCAAGCGAGUCAGCAUUUACCAAGGGAAGCGAGUUGUCGAAAGUUCGCGCGCUUCACAUUCUCGUCAAGCACGCGGGUAGCCGCAAUCCAUCGAGUUGGCGCUCGGAUCAUAUCACGAGAAGCAAGGAAGACGCGAUGAAAAUCAUCGAUGGAUUCAUUGAGGAACUUCGACAAGCUCCUGAUCUUGAGGCGAAGUUUCGAGCUAUCGCCAAGGAAUAUAGCGAUUGUAGCUCGGCAAAACGCGGCGGAGAUUUGGGAUUCUUCGAGCGCCGUCAAAUGCAGAAAGCUUUCGAGGACGCUUCAUUCGCAUUGGAUGUCGGAGAGAUGAGCGGUCUCAUCGAGACUUCUUCCGGAAUUCAUGUCAUCCUUCGCAUUGAAUAA
Molecule: messenger RNA, 492 nt
Organism: Caenorhabditis bovis
Lineage: Eukaryota; Metazoa; Nematoda; Chromadorea; Rhabditida; Rhabditidae
Source: the annotation of a GenBank genome assembly